This is a messenger RNA of Drosophila mojavensis, 762 nucleotides long. It is a transcript of the gene EMRE, whose product is annotated as essential MCU regulator, mitochondrial. Gene Ontology annotation, cellular component: uniplex complex; mitochondrial inner membrane. Lineage: Eukaryota; Metazoa; Arthropoda; Insecta; Diptera; Drosophilidae. Bases 153 to 449 code for a protein of 98 amino acids. The record is from RefSeq and is a predicted model, not a curated record. Gene Ontology annotation, biological process: calcium import into the mitochondrion; mitochondrial calcium ion homeostasis. The transcript has a single exon.
CGACCCUCGAUGCUAUGAAUAAUUGUCAUCACCUAACCAACGAAGAUUCAUCUGCUCGGCGUUUAUAUAUCUUAAGUGUAUAAUUACCAAACUACUUACAUUACUAGCCAAAAUAUAGAAAUAUAUAUAAGGCGUUAAUAAAGUGCACAACCAUGAUUGUUUCGCGAUUAGCGUAUCCCCUCAAUGGAGCCUUGCGACAAUUAGCCCAACAAGCUGCCCGCAACAAUAACAACAGCAACAACAUUGUUCGUCGUCAAAUGUCGGGCAUAGUGUACCGUAGCGGUGCCUUCAAGCCAAAGCCAGAGGAGAUGCCCUUCGGACUGUUUGCCAUACUAUGUGCUGUGAUUCCUGGACUCUUUGUGGGGGCCACCAUCAGCAAGAACGUGGCGAACUUUCUAGAAGAAAAUGAUUUGUUUGUGCCAUCCGAUGACGACGAUGAUGAGGACUAAGUGUGCGCAACGGGAGCGAUAAAUGGAGAAAGCUCUUGUCAGAAUUGGAUAAGCCAACAUCUUAGAGUCUGCUUACCUCAGUUAACGCAACAAGCCAACACUUUACUCACUAACAUUAUUCAUUGUUACUACUAUAGCUCUAAGAUUAAAGAUUCAAUUUUUUGUACCUCUGGUAUUUCGAAUUCAAUUUUAAAAGAAAUCUACAAAUAUUUCAAAUAUUUAUUCAAGUAUGAUUUAAAACUUAAUAACUGCUAAGUUCUCUUAAUAAAGACGAUUGUUAUAGCAAAAUUAAAUAAAAUUGUUGAAAAACAAA